GCCAAGGUCUAGAUCUACCAGUUCUCUGAGGACAACUGAUGGUCUCUGCUUUGAUGUGGACAAUGGCACGUCGUCGGGACGUAGUCCCCUGGAUCCCAUGACAAGCCCAGGGUCGGGGCUGAUUCUUCAGGCCAACUUUGUCCAUAGUCAAAGAAGGGAAUCCUUCCUGUACAGGUCAGACAGCGAUUAUGACCUCUCUCCAAAGUCCAUGUCCAGAAACUCCUCCAUUGCUAGUGACAUACAUGGAGAUGACUUGAUUGUAACGCCAUUUGCUCAGGUACUGGCCAGUCUUCGGACUGUAAGGAAUAAUUUUGCUGCACUAACUAACUUGCAAGACCGCGCACCCAGCAAAAGGUCAACAAUGUGUAACCAAUCAUCAAUCAGCAAAGCAAAUAUACCAGAGGAGGCCUAUCAAAAGCUGGCCAGCGAGACCCUGGAGGAGCUGGACUGGUGCUUGGACCAGCUGGAGACCUUACAGACCAGGCACUCUGUCAGUGAGAUGGCCUCCAAUAAGUUCAAAAGAAUGCUCAACCGAGAGCUGACCCACUUAUCAGAAAUGAGCCGAUCUGGCAAUCAGGUCUCGGAAUACAUCUCCAACACCUUUUUAGAUAAGCAACAUGAAGUGGAGAUGCCAACGCAGGCCCAGAAGGAAAAAGACAAGAAGAAGAGACCCAUGUCUCAGAUCAGUGGGGUAAAAAAACUAAUGCACAGUUCCAGUUUGACAAAUUCAAGUAUCCCAAGGUUUGGAGUGAAAAGUGAAGAGGAGGAAGCUUUAGCCAAGGAACUUGAAGAUGUAAACAGAUGGGGCCUUAAUGUUUUUAAAUUAGCCGAGUUUUCUGGAAACAGACCUCUCACAGUCGUCAUGCACACUAUAUUUCAGGAACGAGAUUUGUUGAAGACCUUUAAAAUUCCAGUAGACACUUUAGUUACAUAUUUAAUGACGCUAGAAGAUCACUAUCAUGCAGAUGUGGCUUAUCAUAAUAACAUACAUGCCGCUGAUGUUGCACAGUCUACCCAUGUGUUGCUAUCGACCCCAGCUUUGGAGGCAGUCUUCACCGAUUUGGAAAUUCUUGCUGCAAUUUUUGCUAGUGCAAUACACGAUGUUGAUCAUCCGGGCGUUUCAAACCAGUUCCUUAUCAACACAAAUUCAGAAUUGGCCUUGAUGUACAAUGACUCAUCUGUGCUGGAAAACCAUCAUCUAGCCGUAGGAUUUAAGUUGUUGCAAGAGGAGAACUGUGACAUUUUCCAGAACUUGACCAAAAAGCAAAGACAAUCACUAAGGAAAAUGGUUAUUGACAUUGUGCUGGCAACGGACAUGUCAAAGCAUAUGAAUUUGUUGGCUGAUCUGAAAACUAUGGUUGAAACAAAGAAAGUAACCAGCUCGGGAGUUCUUCUUCUUGAUAACUAUUCAGACAGGAUACAGGUUCUUCAGAAUAUGGUGCAUUGUGCAGAUCUUAGCAAUCCAACGAAACCUCUGCAGCUGUACCGGCACUGGACAGACAGAAUAAUGGAGGAAUUCUUCAGACAAGGAGACCGGGAAAGAGAUAGAGGGAUGGAAAUUAGUCCUAUGUGUGAUAAGCACAAUGCAUCUGUUGAAAAAUCACAGGUGGGAUUCAUAGACUACAUUGUUCAUCCUUUGUGGGAGACCUGGGCAGACCUUGUCCACCCAGAUGCCCAGGAUAUCCUGGAUACAUUGGAAGACAAUCGAGAGUGGUACCAGAGCACAAUUCCUCAAAGUCCAACACCUGCCCCCGAUGAGCAGGAAGAAGGUAGACAAGGCCAAACUGAAAAAUUCCAGUUUGAACUAACCCUGGAAGAAGAUGGAGAAUCUGAUACAGAAAAGGACAAUGUGAGUCCAGUGGAAGAAGACACCCUCUGUAGUGACCCAAAAACUCUUUGUGCACAGGAUUCGGAAGCUGCUGAAAUUCCUCUUGAUGACCAAGUGGAAGGAGAAGAAAGUCAGACUGAAUCUAGCCCACUAGAAGGAGAGCAUUCUCCUGACACGUAACAGUGUGAAAGCUCUCGUCCCAGCCUAAUUGUUUUAUUUUGUUUUGUUGGUUUGUUUUUUAGCAAAAUGGUUUCCAAAGUGCAUGAAACAUGCCACAACCAUGCUCACACCUCACAUUCAUCUGCCAGGAUGUUUGUUGAUCAAAACUGACAUAUUUACUCCGUUUUGGCACUCAGGAAUAUUACCAGAAAUCCAUUUCCACAGCUUUUAGGAAAAGCAAAUCUGGAAAACCCUUGGUCAAACCACCGAGCCACACAAGGCUCCGGAGAGUUUCCUGUGGAGUGCAAGUAUCGAGAAACUGAAAUAUGCAGUUUUGCUUGCUUUAGCUUCGCAAGAUGGUUGUCAACACCAGGAGUGAUCAGUACAGGAGUGCAAUAUCUUUGUAGUGGAACGUGGAGGAUUUUAAUGAUGGGACACAUCAUGGGAUGGUGUAGCAUCAGGAUGAGCUGUGGAAAUUUCAUCAUUUUCUAAUUUUAAGUCUUCCUGAUACAAUGACUAAAAAAAACAUGAGCACGCAGCUUUUGCAAGCUGCAAAAUACUCCACAUUUUGUAUCAUAUGUGAAACAGAAUUUUUUUU
Messenger RNA from Pelobates fuscus (common spadefoot toad), 2585 nucleotides. RefSeq names its product phosphodiesterase 4D (gene PDE4D). Gene Ontology annotation, molecular function: 3',5'-cyclic-AMP phosphodiesterase activity. Gene Ontology annotation, biological process: signal transduction. The record is from RefSeq and is a predicted model, not a curated record. The transcript is spliced from 15 exons. NCBI's taxonomy places the organism in Eukaryota, Metazoa, Chordata, Amphibia, Anura, Pelobatidae. The coding region runs from base 98 to 2008 and encodes 636 amino acids. Gene Ontology annotation, cellular component: perinuclear region of cytoplasm; nucleus; cytosol.